This is a messenger RNA of Vicia faba (fava bean), 453 nucleotides long. The record is from the annotation of a GenBank genome assembly. Lineage: Eukaryota; Viridiplantae; Streptophyta; Magnoliopsida; Fabales; Fabaceae.
AUGAUUUUUGAACCCACUCCUGACACUGACUGUUCAUGUGGAAUCGUUAAUUUUCGCAUGUUUAAUGUUAGGUAUGCAUAUACUUUUGACCAACUUGCUGAUUUGCUACAUUUUCCCCACGGAAAUAAAAUGGUAUGCGAGGUUCCUUAUACUGAGAGAUGGAAGAAUUAUUUUCAACCAUUUUGGAGAGCCAUAACGGGUACAGUAACACAUAGCUUUAAAGGCAACACAACCAUAAGAUAUUUCAGCCAGCUCUUGGCCUGCACUAUUUUUGGUCGGCCAAAUUCUAACAAAGUGAAUGAAAAAGAAUUAUUCUACCUGUUCACCACUUUUGUGCCCGAAAAGGUUAACAUUGUUUCGUUCAUGAUAUCUCACAUGUUUGCAAUAGUCACUGCGAAAAAGGGAGCAAUAGUCUUUGGCGGAUUAAUAACCUCCAUAGCUCGAGUCCUAUGA